UGUGACAAGUGCAUGCCAAGUUCCACGCCUGCCUUGCCUAUCCUUUUCAAAAACCCGGUUGGAUUAAUUGGAGGACGCUCUUUCUCUCUAGCUAUCUAGCUAGCUAGCUCUAGUCCCUAUAAAUACAUGCCACCAUAUCCAUGAUCUACUCAUCCAAUUAAUAAUAAUACAACAUGGCCCAACACAAACUUCUCUCUUUCAUUUUCUUUGCAUUUUUGGGUUUGGGCCUAUGCUCGGCCACCAGAGCCCUUCUAAAUGCCCUUGAAGAAGGUGGCGGCGGUGGUGGUGGGGGACAUGGCGCCGGAGGAGGAGGUGGGUAUGCUGGUGGUGCUUCUGGUGGUUACGGAAGUGGUAGUGGGAGUGGAUAUGGAAGUGGAGGCGGUUAUGGUGCUGCUGGAGGAACGCAUGGUAAUGGUGGUGGAGGUGGAGGGAGCGGUGGAGGUGGUGGCGGCGGCUCAGGGUAUGCUGAAGGUGGAGCUCAUGGUGGCGGUUAUGGAGAAGGUAGUGGGUCUGGGUAUGGCUCUGGUGGUGGGCAGGGUGGCAGUGGAGGCGGUGGAGGCGGAGGUGGUGGUGGUGGUGGUGGUGGUGGUGGUGGAGGGGGUAGUGGUAGUGGUGGUGCAGGUGGGUAUGGUGGUGGUAGGGGAUCUGGUGAGGGUAGCGGUAGUGGUGGUGGUGCAGGCGGGUAUGGUGGCGGCAGUGGUGGAGGUGGUGGCUCAGGUGGAGGAGGCGGUUACGGCGGUGCUGGGAGCGGCAGUGGAAGUGGAAGUGGUGAAGGAGGUGGACGUGGUGGAGGUCAUUCCCCUUGAAAUUGCAUCAUUUUCUAAUGAUUUCCAUCAUUCUUAUUAAUUAUAUGUUAUAGGUAUAAGUAUAAUUAAGGUAAAGAAUAAGAUUAAAUUGGGUACGUACUUUUACCAAUUAACAUUUGUGUACUUAAAAAAAUUAUGUAAGCCAUUAUACAUUUUAUAGUACUUCAAUCUACUCAUGUACCAUCCAUGUAUCAAUAUCAUCAUCGCAAUAAUCACAUGAAAAAUAUUUGGUUAA
Molecule: messenger RNA, 1041 nt
Organism: Impatiens glandulifera
Lineage: Eukaryota; Viridiplantae; Streptophyta; Magnoliopsida; Ericales; Balsaminaceae
Product: glycine-rich protein DOT1
Exons: 1
Coding region: 174-806 (210 amino acids)
Source: RefSeq, a predicted model, not a curated record